This is a messenger RNA of Darwinula stevensoni, 748 nucleotides long. Lineage: Eukaryota; Metazoa; Arthropoda; Ostracoda; Podocopida; Darwinulidae. The record is from the annotation of a GenBank genome assembly.
AUUUUAUGCAUAUUUGCACAGGUUUGACCCGGCGAAGUACGCCGCCACCUUGCCUUCAUGGCCGCUUCCCAAGUGAUAGCCAAAUUCACGACUGAGUUGGAGCACGUGGACAUCGAUGGACUCCUCCAGAAACUGUGGAAGGAGGGCGUAAUAAAGCCGCAACCGUAUUUUGAGGCCUUGAAGAAGCCCUUCGAAGAGAAGCUGUCCUUCGUGCAGCUGCAACUCUCCAUCGGAGGCGAAGACGUAUUUCCAACGUUCUUGGAAUGCCUGCGAACUCUAAAGCACUGGCAGCUAGCAAGUGAUAUGGAAGCCGAAUGGAAGAAGAAGGGAGGCAAGGGACCCACUGAAUCGGGCAACGCUUUACCUUCAAAUGAAGCUGUUCAAGCGAGUGGAAUAUCCAAGCCGGUUACGGAAGGCGCCACGAUUGACGACCUAAGACGAGCCAAGACCGUACUGAAGGACAGGGACGUCUACAUCAGCAUCAACGAAUUCCUGGACACUCUAGCAGAGAGAAAGAUAAUCUCGGUCGCGGAAGAAAUGAAACUCAGGGAGAUGUCAGACUACCACGCCCAGAUAGAUGCCGUGUUCAAGAUACUCUUCGCAAGGGAUGUUGAGAGACAUUACUACGAACUCAUAGAAACUCUGAAGAGCAUGGGCCGCCUCGACAUUGUGAAGAAGAUUCAGAAGUAGUUCUGCGUAAUAGGUUCCUUGUAAUCUUUCGCACCUCAAUGACUUUGGAAAUUAAAGG